AUGCAGUACGUCAGAAACUUGAGCGACUCAGUUUCGACAGCAUGGAACUCCUUGAACCCCGCUACACUUAGCGGUGCCAUCGAUGUCAUUGUUGUCGAGCAAGAUGAUGGCUCGUUCGCCUGUUCUCCAUUCCAUGUGCGGUUUGGCAAGUUCUCUCUUCUCCGACCCAGUGACAAGAAAGUCGAGUUCAAGGUCAACGGCGUCAAGCAAGAGUAUUCCAUGAAGCUUGGAGUGGGAGGAGAGGCCUUUUUUGUCUUCGAAACAACUGAAAAUAUUCCUCAGUCCCUCCAAACAUCGCCGUUGGUGUCGCCAGCAAGCAGUCCUCCCCUUGACCCUUCUACGCCCGAUUUGAAAGAGCCAGACACACUUGAACUUGAUCCGCAGGCUUCAACACCCCAGAGGCCCCCUAACGCCAUCCUACAGACACAGCCAGAUGACAAUGGCAUGAUCACACCCGUUACAGCCUCCCCCAACCUGCUGCCCACUCGUCCUGCUUCGGGUGAUUGGUCUAACGUUACUCCGCGACAUCAUAGCGACGAUGUGAUCCGAUACUCAGCCCGGUCGAAAGAUAGAGAUGAAGACAAGUCGGGCGACGAAGAAGAAGAGAGCGGUAACACCUCCGAUAGAUCCCACAGUCCUCCGCCGCUGAGCCCCAAGGAGGCCAUCGAACGGGCAAUGGCCCUCUCGCGCGAACUCGCAACUGUCAAUAUCCCUAGUAUAGUCACCGAAACGGGUGAUCUCAUGCUCGACAUGUCGGGCUACAAGAACAGCGAAGAAGAGAUGAUUCGUGCCGAGGUAUUGGCAAGGAAUAUUCUUUCCAAGGAGCUUGACGGCAACUAUGACAUUGGAUCUCUCUUCGGAUUUGACACUGAGGGCAAUCUUUGGAUUUACAGUAGUGAGGAAGCACGACAGGCAGCUAUGAAGAGGACGAUGGAGUCUACUCUUUCACACCAUGGACAUGGAGUGGCUGCAGAUGCCGCCUCGGAUCCUGGAUACCAAAGCGAUGGCAGUGAUGUCACAGCAUCCAUGAUUCCGUCGCAUAGGCGCGCAGAAUCUGCUGGGCCGGCUGAUAUGCAAACGCCCCCAAGAACACCCCCAGGAUCUAGCCCUUCGGGCGAUUCGACCCGAAACUACGCCAAGACUCUUCGGUUGACUAGUGAGCAGCUCAAAGAUCUCAAUCUACAGCCAGGUCCAAAUGCGAUGAGCUUCACAGUGAACAGGGCAACAUGCUCUGCUAACAUGUACCUGUGGAAGCAUGAAACCCCCGUGGUGAUUUCCGACAUCGACGGCACCAUCACCAAGUCCGAUGCCCUCGGCCAUGUUCUCAACAUGAUAGGGCGAGAUUGGACUCAUGCAGGUAUUGCGAAACUGUACAGUGAUAUUUCUGCCAACGGAUAUAAUAUCAUGUAUCUGACGAGUCGAUCCGUCGGGCAGGCCGAUACCACUCGGGCCUACCUGAGCAACAUUGUUCAAGAAGGUUGCCGAAUGCCUGCCGGGCCAACAAUUCUAUCCCCAGACCGGACAAUGGCGGCGUUACGACGAGAGGUCUACUUGCGUCAACCCCAGGUGUUCAAGAUGGCUACCCUUCGCGACAUCAGCAAUCUUUAUGGACCUGAGCACAGUCCGUUCUACGCAGGAUUUGGCAAUCGUCUGACAGAUCAGAUCUCGUACAGAACUGUCGAUGUUCCCAGGAACCGAAUUUUCACAAUCAAUUCCAACUCGGAGGUGUCACUUGAUCUUCUGACCCUUAAUAAGCUAAAGAUGACCUAUGUCAACAUCAACGAGGUUGUAGACCACUACUUCCCACCUGUCAGCACCUUGGUGACUGGUGGAGGAGAGGCAUACACCGAUUUCAUGUACUGGAGGGAUGAUCCACUCCCACUGGAUGACUUUUCAGCCAGCGAAGUCGAUGAGGAUGAAGCAGACCAAGCGAGUCUAUAUGCAGAGGAUGACGACGAGGAAGGUGAUGAUGCCCUAGCCGACAGCUAUAUUUCCCGUGACUCGUAUGAUGAGGGUGCGCCCCGUGACAGCAUUGACAGCGUGGCCGAUCUUCGACGCUCGUCCGAGGAAGCUUACGAGGAUGCUGAUGAUGAAGAAUACGAUGAUGAGGAUGAUGCAUAUGUUUCCGAAGAUGAUGUGCAGGAGUACGCCAACCGAUCCACCACAGUCACGCCCGAGCGAAAACGAGUCGCAAGAGAAGAUGUGAGCGCAGAAAUUAUCACAGGGGUUGGUCAUCUAUCCAUCGGAGAAGAUGCUAAGCAGUGA
Molecule: messenger RNA, 2265 nt
Organism: Clonostachys rhizophaga
Lineage: Eukaryota; Fungi; Ascomycota; Sordariomycetes; Hypocreales; Bionectriaceae
Source: the annotation of a GenBank genome assembly